UGGUAUUUUUUUGUUUUUUCGUUUUGAUGUACAAUAACAAUUGCCUAAUUAUGCUCUAUAAUGCAUUUGGGAAGCCGUACAGUGUUCAAUAAUAUCACAUGCCUAUUGCAAUUUUCAAAGAAAAAAAUAAUCCCACAUUUUAGUUGCAGGAACUGACAGUUUAAAUGUCCCAUUCCCCCUCCCAUUGGAGCCAAUACUCUAUAAUCCAAAAAAAAAAAAAAAUUCAAGAACUGAGGUUCAAUUCAAACUCCUGGCUUUUGAGGUAUUUGCUUCACAACUGCUAAUGCCUCCCCCACAAUACAGAGGAAAACCAGAAUUUCACAUAUGUUUCCCAAAUGGUUGGGAUUGAGUUGUGGCGGUCUUAGGUUCAAAUCGUAUGAGAAAUGAGAAACAAAGGUUUUCACAUCCGUUCAAUAUCGUCUCUUUUGCAGUGCCCUCCAUUUCGGUUAAGCUACCAAGGAUUGGGAGAACCCCUGUGCUUUGCAGCAUUCGGGCCAUUUGCUUGUACUGCUUUUUACCUCUUACAAGGCAGCACAAGUCAGAUGAACUAUCUUCCCUUAAGUGGUACAAUUCUUUCUGCUUCAAUCCUUGUUGGCUUCACAACUUCCCUAAUUCUUUUCUGUAGUCACUUUCAUCAGGUAGAAGAAGAUAAGGCAGUUGGAAAAAUGUCCCCUCUGGUAAGGCUUGGCACCGAAAGAGGUUUGAGUGUAGUGAAGGUUGCUGUCAUAGCACAUUACUUCUUGUUGUUUGCCUUUGGUCUAAUCAAGGCCCUUCCUUUUAUUUAUAUUGUAAGUCCUGCAAAUUGGUAAAGUAUGCAAAUUUAACUUCGGCAGAUUGAGACUUUA
Messenger RNA from Quercus robur (English oak), 845 nucleotides. Its product is annotated as 2-carboxy-1,4-naphthoquinone phytyltransferase, chloroplastic-like. Gene Ontology annotation, molecular function: prenyltransferase activity. The transcript has 4 exons. Bases 384 to 809 code for a protein of 141 amino acids. NCBI's taxonomy places the organism in Eukaryota, Viridiplantae, Streptophyta, Magnoliopsida, Fagales, Fagaceae. Gene Ontology annotation, biological process: phylloquinone biosynthetic process. The record is from RefSeq and is a predicted model, not a curated record. Gene Ontology annotation, cellular component: membrane.